Molecule: messenger RNA, 2817 nt
Organism: Coregonus clupeaformis (lake whitefish)
Lineage: Eukaryota; Metazoa; Chordata; Actinopteri; Salmoniformes; Salmonidae
Product: XK-related protein 7-like
Exons: 4
Coding region: 26-1795 (589 amino acids)
Biological process (GO): apoptotic process involved in development; engulfment of apoptotic cell; phosphatidylserine exposure on apoptotic cell surface
Cellular component (GO): plasma membrane
Source: RefSeq, a predicted model, not a curated record
CCCAAUCUCUUUCCUACGACAAAACAUGGCAGCUAAAUCUGACGGAGCAGCCGUGUCCGUGCAGAAUAUCGACAACCUCGUAGCACCACCACCCCGAUGUCUGGUUGCAGCCGAGCCCCACCAGGACGCCUCUCCAUACCGCUAUGCCUCCAAGCCCUACACGCUCCAGGACUGCUGCUGGGUGCUGUGCGCCCUGCUCGUCUUUUUCUCAGACGGGGCCACCGACCUGUGGCUCGCCGCGGACUACUACCUGAGACGGGACUACUGGUGGUUCGGGUUGACGCUGGUCUUCGUGGUGGUUCCCUCCACCGUGGUUCAGGUGUUGAGUUUUAGGUGGUUCGUCUACGACUACUCGGAUGUCAACGGUAGCAGCAGCGGGGCGGUAGCGGCAGUCAGUGCGGCAGCAGCAGCGGCAGGAGCGUAUUCCAGGAGAAGCGAGUGUAAUUUCAGCACCAAGGGCAGCGCCAACACCAAUGAACAGCCCGGCGGUGGCGGAUGCUCGUCUGCGGCGCCGGCUGCGGCUGGGACUGGGACAGGGCGCGAGACCCGGAGGUGCUGCAGAGUGUGCAUGUGGCUGUUUCAGAGCAUCCUUCACAUUCUCCAACUAGGCCAAGUCUGGAGGUAUGUCCACGCCCUCUACCUGGGCGCCCAGAGCCGUUGGCACGGCAACCGUGAGCGUGGUCACUUCCACUGGAGGUUGAUGUUUGAGUGUGCUGACAUAAACAUGCUGAGGCUGCUGGAGGCCUUCCUGAAGAGCGCUCCUCAACUGGUGCUACAACUCAGCAUCAUGAUACAUGCCAAACAGGUUCUGCCACUACAGGGUCUCUCUGCUUCAGCCUCGUUGGUCUCUCUGGCCUGGAUGAUAGCAUCCUACCAGAAGACUCUAAGAGACUCCAGAGAUGACAAACUGCCGAUGUCCUACAAGGCUGUGAUCGUCCAGAUGCUGUGGCAUUUCUUCACCAUUGGGGCCAGGACCAUCGCCUUCGCCCUGUUCGCCUCCGUGUUCCAGCUCUACUUCGGUAUCUUUAUCGUGAGCCACUGGUGCAUCAUGACGUUCUGGAUCAUCCAGGGGGAGACAGACUUCUGCAUGUCCAAGUGGGAGGAGAUCAUCUAUAACAUGGUGGUGGGUAUCAUCUACAUCUUCUGCUGGUUCAACGUCAAGGAGGGCCGCACCCGCUUCAGGAUGUGGCUCUAUUAUUCAGUGACUCUGGUAGAGAACGUGUCUCUCACCGCGGCGUGGUACCUUUACCGCGGGCCGCACACCUCAGACUUUUACGCCCUCAUCGUGGUGUGUGUGGUGGUGUGUAGCUAUGCUCUGGGGAUCUUCUUCAUGCUGGUGUAUUAUUGUCUCCUGCACCCUGACGGGCCGGUGUUCGGAGCUCAGUGGAGGGGGUGUGUGGAGGAGGGGGGGGUGAUGGUGGAGUCCUGUGUGACCCCAGCCGAGGCCUCCCCACUCCCGCCCCCGGACGUGGUCACCAGCCCCCCCAGGACCCUAACUAGGACUGCAGGUGCGGACCGGGGCGAGGUGGUACCAGGUGAUCUAGCUGUGUUCCAGGUUAGAUCCACCACCAACACCUCACCGGCCAUGGCCCUCCGGACCCCCAGGACAGAGGGACCAGUGAUCCGGAUAGACCUGCCCAGAAAGAGGUACCCUGCCUGGGACGCUCACUUCAUCGACAGGCGGCUGCGGAAGACCAUCCUGGUCCUGGAGAACACGUCCCCAGUGACGCCCAGGAUCCAGUACCGUAGCCUGAGCAACCCCAAGGAGGUCAUGGAGUAUGAGACUACCGUGUAAUGUAAUGUAAUGUAAUAUAGCUGCACUUCCUCCACCACACCAGCAGGGGGCUCCACCAGCCAGGUGAAUGGAGAGAACCAUAGUCCUCAGCUCUUAUCCUCUUGUGUAAGUAAAUGAAAGGGGGUGCUUGGAGCCAACAGUCCACCCGACUGACCCUGCUCCCUCUGUGGGAAUGGGGGGAGAUGAGGGGACUGAGGAGAGCGGAGGAGGCCAGGUGCGGUGCUACUGACUGGAGGACUUUGUCCAGGUGUAAGACAGCUGUCAGGAGUUACAGGUCAGAUGUACCUGGGCAUCAGACGUGUCAGUAAGUGUACCUGUCUAUGACCGGUGCAUGUGUGGAGUCUUUCUGCUGACUCUGCAGUUGCCGGGUAACACUUCCUGUGUGUACUGCAGGAGCCAAUCGGCUUUAGCCAAGGUCAGAGGUGAGAGGUCAAAGGUAAUCUAACUAAGAAGUGACCUCACCGGGAACUACAGCAGACACAGAACAUUCCAGCCUUCAAACGCUGACUCAUCCUUGUGUAUAGAAACAUACCCAGAAUCAAAGGGGUAGCUGGGACAUGGGUCUCCCAGCACUGAAACAACAUUGGAGAGAGAAACCAAUAACAUCAUAUUAUCACUGAUAGGGGACUGUAGUGAUGAUGAUGAUGAUGAUGAUGUGGUUGUUGACAUUGGUGCUCAUGUAUAAAUAAACGGGGGAAAUGAAUUCUCCAUCUAGCUGUCAUGAGGAAGGACUCAAAGCUGAUUUGGUAGAAACCUUGUUGUCAAAGUAACAUUAAAACUGUAACAGUGGUGUGUUGAGGACCUGCUUCUGUAAACGGAGGUUCGGUUUAGCAAAUCCAAUCACCCAUUACCGUAUAUUACCAAUAUUGAUUCAUUUAUUUUAUGUUUAUAUUUUGUUUAUUUGUAUAUUUUUAUCUUGUUUAACCCGCUCAGUGACCAUGUUUCUUAUCAAGGUGUAAUCAUAUAUAUGUUUCUUAUCAAAGUGUAAUCAUAUACAGUGGGGAGAACAAGUAUUUUAUACA